Molecule: messenger RNA, 1872 nt
Organism: Durusdinium trenchii
Lineage: Eukaryota; Dinophyceae; Suessiales; Symbiodiniaceae
Source: the annotation of a GenBank genome assembly
UGUCCAACAGGAUUGCUGGGGCGCACUUCUUCGUCCUUCUUCUGACCAAAAGCCUUUGAGGAUUGCUCUUUCCUUUGCAAGCCACACAAAGGUCACACCAAUCACGAUAAGGCAGGAAUACGAGUGAGUCCGCGAAGCUCUCUUUCUUCUUGGGAAGGUUGCCUUGGUGCACGAACAGCCACAAGUCCUUUAUGCCGAUUCUGUUCUUUGAAGAGGCGGUUGGCAGCAAUGGACAUAUCUCGUGGUUCCACCUUAUGACCUUCACGCCCAAGGCCAAGCAAGGAACUCGGCUUCUUCACGAGGUCCUUACCAUCGUUGAUCAACUUCAUCUGCAGAUUAGGCACAAUGGGAGCCAUGCGCUAUGGUACUGGGAGUAUUUGCACACUGCCUGGAUUCUCAACAGGUGGUUUGCCUUGGAGAAUAUGUUCUUCUACUCCAUCGGCAGGAAGGGAUGAAGUCCUGGGAUUCCUGCACGAGCCUCUCAGCAGUAGAUUACCAUCCUUAUUCCACAGGAAACUUUUGCAACAAUGGCGGCAAAGUCCCCUUCUUAGUGGAAGGUCUUUUUGAACCCGGAGAGUGUGUAUCGCGAUGCACGCGCGCUCACAACUGCGCCUUUGUCACGCUCUAUCGCAACGGCUGGUGCCAGUUAGGAUCUAAAUGCUUACAAGAAUCACCAGCUGGUGACAGCUCUGCCAUGACUUAUGCGAAGGUGGUGAAGUCAGUGUGCAAAGAUGAGGAAUGCUGGGGGGGUUGGGACUGACUUCUACCUGAUGAACCGCAGGCAUUGCCAUUCAGAGCCUCUGGGAGUAAUCAACGCAGGGAAUUAUAUAAGCGCGUUUGGCUGACAAACGAUGAAUAUUGUAUUUUUUCACCGAUGCACACAGAGAAAGAGAGAGAGAGAGAGAAACAUUUCAAACAAUGUGUUAGAUAAUAAUCGAAAGUAGCCACAUAAAGCAAGUCAGGGGGUUACAAGUUGCAAGUCGGCAAUUGCUUUGCGCCGAGCAUCUAGAACUCUAUGGCUCUUGGACUGGACUAUGCAGGCGUUGGAAUGUUGCACGUGCGUUUCUUGAUAUAUUUUGCUAUAUGGCUAUAUGUCAUGAACCCGAUUGGGUUUCCAGAAUAACAUGUGCUCCUGCCAGCAGGGCAAUGAUCCGCAGCCAUAGAUGUUGGAAAACACGCAGUGAAAUGCAUUCCUAUGCCUGUCAGAGUCUAAUUUGACGGGUUUAGCAGCACUCAAGCUGCACCGCGUGCUUGGCUGAACUUUCAUGCGUGCUGUGGUGUAUUUCUUGAUAAGUUCAACUGCAGGGAACCUAUUGAACCCCCGCAAUUUUGUUUCGGCACUGGAAGCCUUUCUCGAUAAUUGGGUUGCCAAAGCUUGGCUUUUGCCCAUGCCUGGGACACAUCGUUUGCGAUUUUGCUGGGUUGCAGGGGGAAGUCUGGAAUGCUGAAGCUGCUGAAGCAUCUGGUCUGGGGAGCUCGUGCAACCUGCCCUGCAGACCUUUGCGGACAGAAGGAGGUUGAACGACAUUGGACAUGCUUUUAAAAUUUGGCGUUGGAAUGGUGAACCUAUCAUUUGUCAUUUGGAAGGCAGGCGGCUUGAAGAAUAGGGUACCAAUGCUUGGAAUCUGGCGUGUUUUUUGGCGGCAAUGAGUAGUUGAUUGAAGAGGGCAUCGAGGUUUGCUUUUAGGAUUUUAGGAAGCGCCUUGGUACAGCAACCGCCAGUGAUGCUGGCUUCGAAACCUCGCAUGGAACAGUCCAUUACUGCAGCGCCAAACCUAGUGCAAAAAAUAGAAGCAUGCGAACCGCUGCCGCUGCGAACUGCAAAGCUCUUGGCCGAAACCAACUUGCGCACAGGUUCCGCACCUUCAAGCC